CGUAUACUCACCGACACCGUCCCUCUGUUUUAAUCAUCUCCGGCGAUUCUGGGAAGAGAGAAAAAGUGUGAGUCAGAGAAUAAUGAUUCGAGCGGUUCUCCUGUUCCUUGUCUUCGUCGUUGAGACGAGAGUACAAGCGCAGCUAGUGCCGCCGGUGAGGCAAGAUGGUUUCGUUUACCCACCGGGUCAUCGUUUCGACCCGGAUACUAUACUAAUUGAGGCGUAUUUUGACCCGGUUUGCCCGGACAGUAGAGACUCUUGGCCGCCACUGAAGCAAGCUCUUCAUCACUAUGGAUCUCGCGUUGCCCUUCUCCUCCAUCUCCUUCCUUUACCGUCAGUGAUCUAAAAUUCUCUCUUUGCCUUCAUUCUUUGCUCUGAGCUUAAUUCAUGUAUUGAUCAAUCGACAAGUGGCUUAAGAAAGGUCUGGACUUUAAAAUAUGUUUCACUGUCUGUUUUAUGAUUUGUUCCAUGGAAAUGUGAAUGAUUCCUUUGUGUUAUGUCGGAUUAUUCGUUCUUGUAUUGAAUCUUUUUUCUUGGAUUUUGGAAAUUGCAGCUACCAUGACAAUGCCUAUGUAACAUCACGGGCCUUACACAUUGUGAAUACCGUACACGCCAAUGCUACCUUCAGUUUGCUGGAAGGGUUCUUCAAGCAUCAGUCAUUGUUUUACAACGCGCAAACACAACUCCUUUCAAGACCUGCAGUUGUGGAGAAAAUAGUCGAACUUGGAACAGUCUCGUUGGGGAACUCAUAUCAAUCGGUUCUUAAAUCCGGCUUCAGCGACAAAAAAUCGGAUCGUGCAACCAGAGUUUCCUUCAAGUAUAGCGCUUCAAGAGGGGUUUAUGGUACACCAACCUUCUACGUUAACGGGUUUGUAUUGUCUGAUGCUGCUUCCCCUUCAAAUUUUGGAGGAUGGAAGAAAAUCAUUGAUCCUCUGGUUCAAGCACAUGAGAUGGAAGAUAACUUCAUUCCCUUCCUUUGAAGAUUUUAAGUGCUUUUGCUGUGUCAAUUGUCAUGGUAUAAUACUAUCUGUAAUGUAUAGACUUUCUCAAAACCUGUAUGUUGCUCAUUGUAAAUUUGUAAUAAAGGAAAGUGAUCCAUAUAAAAGUUGGCCAGCCCAGAUUUAUUAAACAGAAAUUGUAAUACAUGGCAAUAAAAUUAAAAUUUACAUGUUAC
Arabidopsis thaliana (thale cress) is the source of this 1174-nucleotide messenger RNA. RefSeq names its product Thioredoxin superfamily protein. Lineage: Eukaryota; Viridiplantae; Streptophyta; Magnoliopsida; Brassicales; Brassicaceae. The transcript has 3 exons. The coding region runs from base 438 to 980 and encodes 180 amino acids. The record is from RefSeq and is marked reviewed.